AUGGCCAUCCAAUCCUCCUCCCGCGCCCUCCGCGGCGACACCACCGCCCAAAUCGCCUUCUUCUCCCCCACCGACGGCACCACCCCCUACAACCUCGUCCGCGCCCCCAAGCCCAACGAACCCCCGCAACUUCUCCGACGACCUCCGACCCGUCCCCAUCCACGACAUCCGCGGCGCCGAAACCACCCUCACCCUCGACCACGACUCCGUCCGCGUCGUCUCCCACCUGUCCCCUCCACCGAACGCACCUUCACCGACGACGCCUCCAUCCGCGCCAACGUCUACCCGGAGAUCGAGGCCCUCCUCCUCGCCAACGUCCCCGGCAGCGAGAAAGUCGUCAUCUUCGAUCACACCGUCCGCCGCACCGGGCCCGCCGCCCACCGCAGCCCCGUGCUGAGGGCCCACAUUGACCAAACGCCCCGCGCCGCCGAGGCCCGCGUCCGCCGCCACCUCGACCCGGACGAGGCCGAGACUCGUCUGCAGCGCGGCGACCGCUACCGCAUCAUCAACGUCUGGCGGCCCCUCAACGCGGGUCCCGUCGAGUCGUUCCCGCUCGCGUUUGCUUCCUCGGCGACGCUCCGCGAUGACGACGUUGUUCCCGUACGCCACAUUUACGAUACCUUUGAGGGCGAGACUGCCGCCAUCGCUCACCACCCGGAUCAGCGCUGGUUGUACCUCGGCGCCAUGGGUCCGGACGAGGCUCUUCUGCUCCAGUGCUUCGAUAGCGACGCCCUCCGCGAGGGCACCAAGGUCCGCGGUGGGAGGCUCGCCCAUACCGCCUUUGAGCAUCCCGGCUCCCUGCCCGACGCCGAGGGCCGGGAGAGCAUUGAAAUCCGCGCCUUGGUCUUUGGGCCCUGA
Molecule: messenger RNA, 858 nt
Organism: Parascedosporium putredinis
Lineage: Eukaryota; Fungi; Ascomycota; Sordariomycetes; Microascales; Microascaceae
Source: the annotation of a GenBank genome assembly